Molecule: messenger RNA, 1427 nt
Organism: Solanum pennellii
Lineage: Eukaryota; Viridiplantae; Streptophyta; Magnoliopsida; Solanales; Solanaceae
Product: GDP-mannose transporter GONST5
Exons: 5
Coding region: 160-1173 (337 amino acids)
Cellular component (GO): Golgi apparatus
Molecular function (GO): antiporter activity
Source: RefSeq, a predicted model, not a curated record
UUCCAUUUCCUAAGAAAACAGAGUGACCCUACACAUUCUUCUUUUCUCCUUCACUCUUUUAUUUUCUUUUCUGGUUCUUCAUAGAUGACUCAUUUGAUUCUAACCCAUCUCAAAUUUAGCCCAAUUUGGCCCUACAGGCGUGCCUAUAGUUAGAGAAAAAUGGAGGAAACUGUAUUGUGCCAAUGGACUGUUAUUAGAUCCAUUUUUGCUAUUCUUCAAUGGUGGGGUUUCAAUGUUGCUGUUAUUAUCAUGAACAAAUGGAUCUUUCAGAAAUUGGAGUUUAAAUUUCCUUUGACAGUAUCUUGCGUGCACUUCAUAUGCUCAGCUAUUGGUGCAUACCUGGUAAUUAAAGUGCUGAAACUUAAACCACUCAUCGUGGUCGAACCCACAGAUCAGUGGAGAAGAAUUUUUCCGAUGUCAUUUGUGUUUUGUAUCAACAUAGUCUUGGGGAAUGUAAGUUUGCGAUAUAUUCCUGUCUCUUUUAUGCAGACCAUAAAGUCAUUUACUCCUGCAACAACAGUGAUUUUGCAGUGGCUAGUUUGGAGGAAGAGCUUUGAAUGGAGGAUCUGGACUUCCUUGAUUCCCAUUGUUGGAGGAAUUCUUCUUACUUCUAUUACUGAGCUCAGUUUCAACACUUUUGGAUUUUGCGCUGCUUUGUUUGGUUGCCUUGCUACUUCGACAAAAACUAUUCUAGCAGAGUCGUUGUUGCAUGGUUACAAAUUUGACAGUAUAAACACAGUAUACUACAUGGCUCCCUAUGCAACUAUGAUACUGGCUCUGCCGUCUUUACUCUUUGAAGGAGCUGGGGUUGUAGAAUGGUUAUACACUUUCCCCUCAGUCGUUCUAUCCAUGCUUCUUAUUUUUCUCUCCGGAGUGCUAGCUUUCUGCCUUAACUUCUCUAUCUUCUAUGUUAUCCACUCCACGACUGCUGUCACUUUCAAUGUUGCUGGAAACCUUAAGGUUGCCGUGGCUGUUACAUUUUCAUGGAUGAUAUUCCAAAAUCCAAUCUCAGCUAUGAAUGCCCUGGGAUGUGGAGUAACGCUUGUUGGGUGUACAUUUUAUGGUUAUGUGAGGCACAUUCUAUCACAACAUGCUCAAGAGUCUCCUCGUACGCCAGAGAACAAGAUGGAAUCUGUUCCUCUACUACAUGAGAAAGAACAAGACCAAAGAUGACCCCUUUAAAAUCACAGAUGAAGAGGUUUCAUCAAUUUUGCAGAAGAUAGAUUAUUCGACCCCUCACUUCUCCAUUUAUCAGUGCUUUAUUUACUCAAAUUUUUGUUCUAGUUCCUGCAUAGAAGGAUGUCAUUUGAUAGGUAUUUACAACAGGUUAACAUAACCUCAUUUCAUUGAAAAGAUUUGCUAUAUACAAGUUUAGUUAUAUUUGAUGGUAUUUUUAAAGUAUAAUAGUUACACUUGUAUGUUGUAAA